AUGAUUGCCACUGAGGUGGCUACUGCUAUCUGGAGUUCUAUUCAAGCAAACUCUGGUGAUGAUUUAUUCCUUGAUGUUGAUUUAAGUGUUACUCCGACAUGCACUUAUGUUCCUAGGAAACUCUCUCGGGAAGAACUAGUCAAGCUUCUUCCAGAUAAAUGGAUCACAAACUAUGAACAAAUACAUCAAGCUCCGGUACAAAGCGCCACAACCCUAGAUUUCUUCCAUCAUCAAAAUGGACAGGCCUUGACUCUCAUCUAUAAAGAAUCAGAAAAGUACCCUCCCCCACCUCCAGUUUAG
Lactuca saligna is the source of this 300-nucleotide messenger RNA. Lineage: Eukaryota; Viridiplantae; Streptophyta; Magnoliopsida; Asterales; Asteraceae. The record is from the annotation of a GenBank genome assembly.